Molecule: messenger RNA, 1249 nt
Organism: Ostrinia furnacalis (Asian corn borer)
Lineage: Eukaryota; Metazoa; Arthropoda; Insecta; Lepidoptera; Crambidae
Gene: mRpL48
Product: mitochondrial ribosomal protein L48
Exons: 5
Coding region: 204-782 (192 amino acids)
Cellular component (GO): mitochondrial ribosome
Source: RefSeq, a predicted model, not a curated record
GUCAACUCUAUGACAUAACCUUUUUGUGGAAUUACGGUUCCAAUUAUUUCUAAAAAUUUGAAUUGAAUUAAAAAUGAACUAAAAGCACUAUCCCAAAUACAGAACACGUAAUAAUAAUCCCAAGGGUCUGCUCUAGUUAAUUUGUUGUAAGCUACCAUUACCUACGUUUUAAAUUAUCUUAAAAAAAUUAAACAUUCGUUAGAAUGCUGGGAACAAAGUUAAUAAAGUUUGUAAUGAGAAAUAAUAUAUUGAAACAAAACAAAUUAGCAACAAUAUCAUCAUCUUUGCAAUGUCAACAACUGCGAUACAAAAGUGAUCUCUAUGAGCCAGAUUAUCUCAUUAGUAUGGAACCUGAUGAGCCAGUAUAUGAUUGCCUGAAUUUGCAAUUAAAAGGAUAUGAUUUUGCAUUGUUAGAAGCUUGCCAGAGUCAAAUCCACAGAUAUGCUGAAGUCAUGGGUCUCACAGUUGAUGAAUGUUGGGCGACACCAGCACAACAACUCAAAGUGCAGCGUUUCAAACCUAAAGGAACUGCAGUAGAUGCUGAAUAUCACUUAAAUAUUUAUGAAAGAAAUGUACAGGUGAGCGACGUGCCGGCCUGGGCGCUGGGCACGCUUCUGCGCGUGGCGCGCGCGAGCCUGCCCGAGGGCUGCUCGCUGCGCGUGCACGAGCACGCCGUCGAGCACGAGGAGGUGCGCUACGUGCCCGACAACCAGCUGCGCGAGCUCAAACAGCAACUCGAAGACAUGGGCGGCAGCCGCGCCGACAAGAAGAAGAGAAAGUAGCGCGUGUGUCGAUUUAUUAAAUAGUGCGUUAUAGAUCGUUUCAUCCACGAAGACGCGCCUCAUCAUUCUUCCGUUAGGCGGGUUUUAGAAUCGCGCUGACCGCUCGCUGAUCGUCCGCGCUGACAAAUNCUGACAAACAAAAUGUAUGUAAUUAAAGGGAACGUUCCUGAGUGACGCUGAUCGCUCGGCGCCGACGCUUCAUACAUUUCGGCUGUCAGCGCUGACGGUCAGCGUGACUCUAAAAGCAGCCUUAAUGUUUGAGUGUUAUCGGUACACGCUAAAUCAUCCAUGAGUGCACACGCACACUACAAUAAUGACGCUCGGAUUACUCAGAUCAAACUCACCGCGGGUGCGGGGGAGGGUUCCCUCGAUCGAAAAUUGGUGGGGUGCGUCUUCGUGGAUGAAACGAACUGUAAUUGAGUGUUAUCUAGUUGUUUCAGGAAAUAAAUAUUUAUGAUUAGUACGGA